GGUGUGCCUUCCUACAGUGGAUAAUUUCUCAACCUCCAUGAAAAUCGCAAACAAAACAUUGAAUGUUAAGUGAAGUUCCAACAUCAUAUCUCAACCUACACGCCACUCCAAGUCCAAGGAAGAGAGGAAUAAGAAUAACUUUCUCACUCUUUCCAAGGAACCAUGGGAGGGAGAAUUGGACUGUUGUUUGUUGUGAUAUUUGGUGUUGUUGCAUUGGCUUGUGAUGCAAGAGGUCUUGGAAGCCCUUAUCAAUUGGGCAUUCUUGCUGCAAAUUCUGCAUCUUCUGAGUUAGUGAAGAUACCGGAUGUGUGUGCGCUUUGUGAGGAAUAUACUACCAAGGCACUUGAUUAUAUAAGUGAAAACAAGACUCAGAGCGAGGUCAUUGAUAUUCUUCACAAUACUUGUCGUCAGCUUCACACUUUUGAGAGGAAGUGUGUCAGUUUGGUGGACUAUUAUUUGCCACUUUUCUUCUUAGAAAUGACCUCCGUUCAGCCUGGAGAUUUCUGCAAUAAGGUCAACCUUUGCCAGAACAUUGCUAAUAUUUCCUUACAAUUUCAAGAAAACAGCUGCGAGUUUUGCGAAGAUACUGUUUCAAAACUAUUGGAUAAGAUAAAGGAUCCUGACACAGAGCUAGAAAUAAUCGAGACACUAUUGAAGGUGUGCAGUUCAUUGGACAAGUAUGCGAGCAAGUGCAAGAGGAUUGUUCUAGAAUACGGUCCCUUGGUAUUUGAAAAUGCGGAGAAGUUUCUGGAGAAGACAGAUAUAUGCACUGCAUUACAUGCUUGCAAAGAUUCAAAAGCACUUGGCAGAGGAAUUCUUUCUCACCUCUUGAGUAUUUAUUAUGGCAGCAAUAUUUUUAUGAGAAUGGUGCAUUUGUUGAAGAUUGCUCUAUUUUGAGAGAAAAAAAGAGUGAUUGAAAUUUGAGACAUUACUAAUGUAAAGUAUUAGCACAUCAUAAAAAGUGUUAGUUCCUAAGAAGUGCUUGUGAUAUAAUCAACCUUGUGUAAUACAUUAUUGAAGUCAACCUAAGUUAAAUUUCUAAUGUUAUGAUCAAAGUUUGUUCAUUUUGAAA
Vicia villosa (hairy vetch) is the source of this 1072-nucleotide messenger RNA. RefSeq lists its product as uncharacterized. The transcript has 6 exons. NCBI's taxonomy places the organism in Eukaryota, Viridiplantae, Streptophyta, Magnoliopsida, Fabales, Fabaceae. Gene Ontology annotation, biological process: lipid metabolic process. The record is from RefSeq and is a predicted model, not a curated record. Bases 163 to 897 code for a protein of 244 amino acids.